GCAAAGUUGAAAAUGAACUGUUCUGUAGACCCUGCAGUAAUAUUAUAUAAUCUAAAUAACAUGGCUACUAUGUAAUAAAUAUCGACCCAUGCUUCAAUUGAAUGGCACACCACAAUCUCACUGAAAAAUCUUUCUUUAGAUUCUCUACCAUUUCUUUCCCCCUCAUUUUCUCCAUUUGAAGGAGUGAACCAAAAAAUGACCUUCCCGGGCCUUGAUUUUGAGUAUUCCAUUUCACUUCUCUUUUGCCUGAUUCCCUUCUUCUGUUUCUUCUUGUUGAGUUUGAAAACAUCCUUCAAGAAUGACAAAAUCUUCGUUUCAUCCAACAAUAAGAGCAAACUAUCCACCACCAAUAAGAUCCCAAAAGCUUAUCCUUUGGUGGGUUCUUAUUUUGAGAUCAAGGCAAACAAGCACCGCCGAUCUCAAUGGACUUGUGAAAUCGUUAACAGCUUGCCCAAUCUGACCUUCACUCUCCACCGUCCAUUAGGCCACAUUCAAGUCUAUACUGCAAAUCCGGCCAACGUCCAGCAUAUUCUGAAGACUCAUUUCCAUAACUAUCCAAAGGGAGAUUUCGCCCACAUGACCAAUUGGGAUUUUAUGGGUGAUGGCAUAUUCAAUGUAGACGGCGAGAAAUGGAAGUUCCAGAGACAAGUUUCCAGUCACGAAUUCAACACAAAAUCUCUCCGGAGAUUCGUGGAAACCGUGGUUGCGGACGAACUCAACGAGCGACUAAUUCCAAUCCUAUCUGAAGCUGCAGCCAAUAAAACGGUGCUUGAUUUUCAAGACAUAUUUCAAAGAUUUGCUUUUGAUAAUAUCUGUAAAGUUGCUUUUGGUUAUGACCCUGCUUACUUAUUGUCAUCCCUUCCCGAUGCCAAAUUCCCGGUGGCUUUUGAAGAUUGCACGCGACUACUGAGCGAAAGAAUUAACGCCCCUUUUCCCCUAUACUGGAAGGCCAAACGGUUUUUUAAUUUCGGGUCAGAAAAACAGCUCAAAGAAGCUGUGGCGGAAGUCCGGGAAUUUUCUAAACAAAUUAUGAGGGAAAAGAAGAAAGAGCUCGAGAAGAAAUCAUCAAUCGAUUCGGUUGAUAUUCUGUCGCGAUUCUUGACAUCUGGAUACUGCGACGAGGAUCUAGUCACGGAUGUCGUCAUCAGUUUCAUCCUGGCUGGCCGCGACACCACUUCGGCGGCGCUGACGUGGUUUUUCUGGCUGUUAUCCCGCCACUCCGACGUGGAGAAUGAGAUUCUCCGAGAGAUUACGGAGAAAGCGGAGUCUCCGUUGUUUGAUGAGGUGAAAGAUAUGCCUUACACUCACGCUUCGCUUUACGAAACCAUGAGAUUGUACCCGCCGGUGCCGCUUGACACGAAGUCGGCGAAGAACGACGAUGUUUUACCGGACGGAACCUACGUGAAGAAGGGUACGAGAGUAAUUUACCAUCCCUACGCAAUGGGAAGAGUAGAAAGCGUGUGGGGUGCGGACUGGCCGGAAUUUCGGCCGGAGAGGUGGCUGGAAAGUGUUGAGCCCGGGAAGCGGAGCUUCGUGAGCAGGGAUCAAUACACGUAUCCGGUGUUUCAAGCUGGGCCAAGGGUGUGUUUGGGAAAAGAGAUGGCGAUGCUGCAGAUGAAGACGGUGGUCGCCGGAAUACUGCGGCGGUUCAAGGUGGUGCCGGUGAUGGAAAAGGGGGUGGAGCCGGUGUUCUUGUCGUUUUUGACCUCCAAAAUGCAAGGUGGAUUGCCUGUGAGGAUAGAGGAUAGGGUGGUGGAAAGCUGUUGAUGUUUGAGGCCAUAACGUACGUCAAUUAAUUUGUCAUUAAUUUGCAUGUGGAUUUCGUCGUGGCAUUGUAAUAUUUGGUUAUUAGUAUUUUUUGUUUUGAUCGUUGUCAGUCCGGAGUGGCAGUAAUCCUAAGUUAUUGCUAUAAUAUGAAUACAUAUAGUGCCAAUUGGGGUAGGAAAUCAGUGAUCGUCAUGUAAAAUUUUGAACCGUAGUCAAAUUGUAGAUUGAUUGGAUAUUGGUCUUUUUUCCCGACACCAUUUCUUUUCUUUCUUUUUUCUUUGUGCUACAAGGCACUUUCUUCAUUUGUACGAAAAUAUACAAUUUAUUCAGUACACGUAAUUGAAUGAAUGUGAUUCGUCUUCCUUUACAGAUAUU
Oldenlandia corymbosa var. corymbosa is the source of this 2142-nucleotide messenger RNA. NCBI's taxonomy places the organism in Eukaryota, Viridiplantae, Streptophyta, Magnoliopsida, Gentianales, Rubiaceae. The record is from the annotation of a GenBank genome assembly.